CUGCUUUCUUGGAUUUUCUUUUACAUUUCCUGAUUUAUGAAAGCGAAACGUUUGGCCUGAAUUAUUCUUGAAGUUGGCAAUCAGAGAAUAGGAAAUAAGUGAAUUGUGAAGAGUUUUAUAAACGCUCGUAAAAUAUCAAGGUAGAUCAAUGCUAUUCCCGUUUGAUGGGUCAGUUUACUGGUUGACAAAUACAAAGUAAAAACUCUGGUAGGAGUGCACCAUUUGUGUGACAUGCCUUUAAGCGAUGCAGAUUGCGUUGCAACUUACAAAAUUCUGAUGCUAGGAGACUCCUCGGUCGGUAAAUCAGCGUUACUGAGAUGCUUGAGUGGUCGAGAUUUUCAGGAUAAACUGCUGCCGACAAUUGCACCGGACUUCGUGAAACGAAAGUUUGAGGUUGAUGGGGCUUUAAUUGAACUCCAAAUUUGGGAUACUGCUGGCCAGGAAAGAUUCCAUUCUGUCAACAGAUGGCAGUACAAAGACGUCAAAGGUGUUUUUAUGGUGUAUGACGUCACUAAUAAGUCAACAUUUUCCCAUUUAUCAUAUUGGAUUCGUAGCGUUAACGAAGAUAUAGCACAGACACACAACAAAUAUGAAGUUGUUCCAAUUAUUCUACUAGCAAACAAAUGUGAUCUCCAGACACAAAGAAAAGUCCAGACAAAGGACGGGUUGAAGUUAGCAGAUAGCGAGCUUGCAUCUGGUUAUUACGAGACGAGCGCGAAAACAGACCAGAAUGUGUUUGAGGCCUUCCAUAAAAUGGCAUAUUGUGUAACUGAAAUAUGCAAUCCGAAUGUGAUGAAGAGCUACUACCCUAACAUGAUACGAGAACAACCAACUAUGUUCGCACCUGUAGAGGAAACACAACUGUAUCCUGUUGUACGCGCCAACAUGACCACCAAUACAGUCAGAAUCGAAUGGGUAAAAAUGAACCAUAAACAUUUCUCAAAACAAUCUAAAGUCUAUGGAAAAAAGAACUUUUUAAAGUUGAAGUCAAAGAAACGGAAAUGGAAGUUCACAUGUUGCUGUUUUUCAUAGACUGAGACAAAUGUGUUACUUUUGUUGUUAAUUUUUUAAUGUACCAAAACAAACAACAACAUCGACCCCUUUCCGAAGUUUGAAGGAAAGGACCGAAAAGACAAUAAAAUUUGACACAAAUAACGGAGAUAUAAUUAUAUCAUUAUUUAUACUUAAAAAUGAAAUAUUGAGAAACAUUGAUGAAAUAAAUGCGUAUUUUCAGUUUCCGUAUUUUCACUUUAAAAAUUAUUUUUCAGCGGUAAAUAAUUCAUUUUGUUCAAUUUGAGUUAUAAUGAAACAUACUGGUCCGUUUAUACUUACCGUGGUGCUCAUUUCACCUUCAUCUCACACAAUACUUAUGAAUUUGAUAUUGAUGUUUGAUAUUUUCUAUUACUAGAAAACAACGCUUUCCUGGACAAAAUGUGUUGCACAACAUCUGAACACAUUGUAAUUUAUCUUAGUAAAACAUUAAACGAUUUCAUUCAAGAUUCUCUAAGAGGAAAUCUUGUGUUUUCAUGAUAAUGAUAGUUUAUUGUACAUCCUUGUUUUAUUGUAUAUCAGUGAAAAUAUAUAUUAAAACAAAAAAUGUAUAUAUGUAUAUUUUAGUGGAUGGCUAAAAGAAUUUUCUAAAAAAUAAAUUGAUUAUAUUUGAGAUAUGCUUUACAUAUGUACAUAAAGAAUUUGUUGUUUUUUUGUAUUUAUACAGCCAAUAUAUGCUUGUUUGUCUGAUUUUGUAUAUUAACAAUUUCUAUUGGUGAAUAUAUUUUUAUAUGUCAUAAAACUAAGAAUAGUG
This is a messenger RNA of Ruditapes philippinarum (Manila clam), 1804 nucleotides long. RefSeq lists its product as uncharacterized. The transcript is spliced from 7 exons. The record is from RefSeq and is a predicted model, not a curated record. The coding region runs from base 232 to 1032 and encodes 266 amino acids. Gene Ontology annotation, molecular function: GTP binding; GTPase activity. Lineage: Eukaryota; Metazoa; Mollusca; Bivalvia; Venerida; Veneridae.